GGACUGUAGUAAGGGUAACACAAACUAAAAUGCUUGAGUAUCAAAGGAAAUAUGUCUGCGUAAAAUGCAAACAUGAAAAUUAUGUGGAGGCACAAUUUGAAAACAGGUACAUUCUGAAAGCACCUUCAAAGUGUGGGAAUCCUGACAGAUGUAAAAGCUACACUUUCACACAAGUUAAUCUUGUUUCAAGAGAGCAUUGCAAGGAUUACCAGGAAAUUAAAAUACAGGAGCAAGUAAAUAAACUGAGUAUUGGCACAAUCCCUGGAUCCAUGUGGGUGGUGCUGGAGGAUGACCUUGUGGAUAGCUGCAAGCCUGGAGAUGAUGUGAAUAUUUGUGGUACUGUCCGUCGUCGCUGGCGACCAUCAGUUCAAACUAAAAAGUCUGAAGUGGAUCUGGUAUUCCAAGCUAACAAUUUAGAAGUCUGCAACUCGCAAAGGUGCAAAGUAAUAUCUACAGCUCCAGAUAUAAAGGAGUGCUUCAAUGAAUACUGGUCCAAAUUUGAGGCCUGUCCUUUGAAGGGAAGAGAUCAGAUUCUUACAGCUGUGUGCCCGCAGGUAUAUGGACUUCACCUCGUGAAGCUUGCAGUAAUGCUCACAGUAAUCACGGGUUCGGAUCAAGCUUUGGACACUGAUAAUGAGAUGAAGUCGUCCCAAGAAGAUAGACACACGACUCGAGUACGCGGACAAUGCCAUUUGCUUUUAGUUGGGGAUCCAGGCACUGGCAAGUCGCAGCUUCUUCGAGCAGGGACUGAGCUGAGUGCUCGUUCCGUGUUUACUUCUGGGGCUGGCAGCACCCGGGCAGGACUUACUUGCGCUGCUUUGAGAGAAGACGGCGAAUGGCAGCUUGAAGCAGGCGCUCUAGUCCUGUCAGAUGGCGGUGUGUGUUGCAUCGACGAGAUCGGCCAGCUGAGAGAGCAUGACCGCACUGCUAUACAUGAAGCUAUGGAGCAGCAAACCAUCUCUAUCGCCAAGGCUGGAAUAGUGUGUAAAUUGAACACACGGUGCGCAGUAAUCGCGGCGUGUAAUCCCAAAGGCCGGUAUGAGACUGACCAGCCCCUCUGCGUUAACGUGUCGCUGGGAACUCCACUGUUGAGUAGAUUCGAUCUAAUAUUUGUUUUGCUGGAUUCCAAGAACAAAUCAUGGGACAAACUUGUGUCUACAUACAUUCUGUUUGGAGAUUCCAAUGCAGCUGAAUCUAAAAAACAAUGGAGCAUUGAUAAAUUGCAGAUGUACAUUGGUCUGGUAGGACCGAGGCAUACGGAGAUGACGAAGACAGCAAACAUCAUACUACAGUCUUACUACAUGAUGCAGAGAAAAUCCGAGUACAGGGAUCCUUCGCGCACUACAGUUAGAAUGCUCGACAGUCUUGUAAGGUUAUCUCAAGCCCACUGUCGUCUUAUGUAUCGCACUAUAAUAUUACCAAUGGACGCCAUAAUAGCAGUGUCCCUCGUCGAUCUAUCAAUGCAAGACUGCACGCUUAACGACACUGUCGACGCCUUACAUUCGACAUUUCAAAAGUAUCCUGACUUUGAAUACCUGUUAACAGCUAAGAAGCUCCUUGCGAGGCUAAAUUUGUAUGAAAUUUGGCAGCAAGAAUUGUUGUUCUAUGGAAAAUUACUGCAGAUCGACCAUAAAACUUUAGAAAGUAAUAUUGAAAAAGGGGAUCCCUCAUUAUUUGCAAAAUAUGACAAUAUAGUUAAUGAUACUGUUCCAUUGACAGCAUCUUUGGUUACAAGCUCUUAUUUCAAUAUCAAUAAAAAGACAAAUGUUGAAGAAGUAACUACAGAAAUAUAUAAAGAAAACUUAAAAGAUAAUGUUAUAGGAAAAGUAAGUGACAAAUUAGCUGCAACAUUAAAGAAACACGCUACAUUAAAUAAAGUAGAGAGAACAGUUGUUCAAAAGAAACAAACCAAGCGAAAACGUAAAGAAGUUACAGUUGACACAAGUUCUGUUGUGAAGAAAAAACAAAAGAGACUUAAUAAACCUAAAGUUUUAAAUGAAAAUGAUAUUGCAUCUGAAAGUGAAGAUGAAUUUGAUACUUCAAAAAUUUUGCAUGGUGUACCAAGUGUAAACGAUUUUUUUACAGACUUGGGUAUUGAUUUCAAAUUUAACGAAACCCCAAAUCAGGAUGAUAGUACUAGAGAAAGUAAACAUGGUGAUAUUAUCUGUAGGCAUAGUACACAAAAUGAAAAUGUAGUAAGUCACACUAGCAAGGUAACUCAAAAGGAAAAUAUAGUAAGUCCUAGUAGCAAGAUAAAAAGUCCACAUAAAGAUAAGUCCAGUGAAUCUAAAGAAAGUUUGAACUCAUCAAGACUAAAACGGUUAAAACAAUUUCAAUUUGUUGAAAAACAUGAUUUGAGUAAAUAUGAGGAAAAGGUUCAGAAACCACUCACGCAAAAUAAAAUUAAGGUUGAAAAAGAGGCAGAAACUCAUGAGAAUGGGAAAUCUGCUGGUAAAUUGCAAUUAUCAAUUUUUGAGAGCGCAGUUUGUGAAGAAGUUCUUGCAUCACAAAAUAAAGAUGAAAGUAUAGGAAGUUCUAAUUCUUCUGACAAUCUUAGAGCAGUAAGAAACUCGCAAGUGUCAUUGUUUGAGAAUUCAGAUCAUGAAGAAGCAAAUAUAUUGCAGAAUAAAAUCAUAUCAAAAUUAGAAAC
Hyposmocoma kahamanoa is the source of this 2650-nucleotide messenger RNA. Its product is annotated as DNA helicase MCM9-like. The annotation marks the transcript as partial. Gene Ontology annotation, biological process: double-strand break repair via homologous recombination. NCBI's taxonomy places the organism in Eukaryota, Metazoa, Arthropoda, Insecta, Lepidoptera, Cosmopterigidae. Gene Ontology annotation, molecular function: ATP hydrolysis activity; ATP binding; single-stranded DNA binding. The transcript is spliced from 11 exons. Gene Ontology annotation, cellular component: nucleus; MCM complex. The record is from RefSeq and is a predicted model, not a curated record.